Messenger RNA from Priapulus caudatus, 741 nucleotides. Its product is annotated as mitochondrial uncoupling protein 4-like. The record is from RefSeq and is a predicted model, not a curated record. The transcript is spliced from 6 exons. Gene Ontology annotation, biological process: response to cold. Lineage: Eukaryota; Metazoa; Priapulida; Priapulimorpha; Priapulimorphida; Priapulidae. The coding region runs from base 67 to 741 and encodes 224 amino acids.
CGGGCAUCAAUUUUAGCUCAUUUCUUUCCGGAAGGUGUCGCCUCUGUACCAUCAGAGACCGUCACGAUGGCGGCGCCCGUUAAACAUGUCAACGAUCACGGUGUUUAUGUUGUUCCCCACUAUUCUGAACAGCUAUGGUUUAAAUAUAUUUUAUCCGCUGCAGCGGCCACUGUCGCUGAGACAGCUACGUAUCCACUCGACUUGACGAAGACCAGGCUUCAGAUUCAAGGAGAGAUUGCUCACCAUCAUCACCAUGGCGUUGCUACGGACACUGUCCCUCACAAGGGCAUGGUCCGCACUGCCCUCGGAAUCGUGAAGGAAGAAGGCUUGCAUAAACUAUGGCAGGGCGUGACGCCUGCAAUAUACAGGCACCUCGUUUACACCGGAUGUCGCAUGACGUUCUACGAGAAAAUCCGGGAGGUGCUGGGCAAGAAUGACGAUGGAACAUUCUCCUUCUGGAAGGCGGUGACUGGCGGGGUAGUGGCCGGUGGCGCCGCCCAGUUCAUCGCUAGUCCGACGGAUCUUGUUAAAGUGCAGAUGCAGAUGGAGGGUCGCAGGCGACUGGAGGGAAAACCACUAAGGGUGAAGGGAGUGGCUGAUGCACUGAAAAAUAUUGUGAGGGAGAGCGGAGUGAGGGGCUUGUGGAAAGGUUGGGCACCUAAUGUCCAAAGGGCUGCCCUAGUCAACCUGGGAGGUAAGCGAGACAUGUACAAAAUUGACUUCCAUCACACUCCACUGUAG